Meriones unguiculatus (Mongolian gerbil) is the source of this 5283-nucleotide messenger RNA. RefSeq names its product collagen type VIII alpha 1 chain (gene Col8a1). Gene Ontology annotation, cellular component: basement membrane. The transcript is spliced from 5 exons. Bases 373 to 2610 code for a protein of 745 amino acids. Gene Ontology annotation, molecular function: protein binding. NCBI's taxonomy places the organism in Eukaryota, Metazoa, Chordata, Mammalia, Rodentia, Muridae. The record is from RefSeq and is a predicted model, not a curated record.
CUCAAUCCCUGCCCACCUACUGUGAGGAACAGCUCCGCCCACCUGUCCAUAAAAGCCAAGUGCAAGUUGCCCGCAGAACGCAGAGGAUCAGAGCCCGCCCUCGGUCCUCUCCGUGGGAGCCCGAGUCCCCGUCCCCCAGAUCUGAGGAGCUCAAGAAGCUGUUCCGGAAAUAAAGUAAAUCCUGAGAAGAGACAGGACCCAGCUCCAAAGGUAUUACAAGAAGAGUCAAACAAGGACUUUGGUCCUCGAUUCUACAGGCCAGCCAAGCCUAAAUAGUUUCUCUGUGAAGCUCUGGCUAUCCUGCAACUCACUUUGUAGGCCAGACUGGCCUCGAAUCCAGAGAUCCAUCUGCCUCUGCUGGGAUUAAAGGUGAUGGCUGUACCACCUGGGCCUCUACAGCUGCUGGGAAUACUGCUUAUCACUGCCCUGAGCUCCAUCAGGAUCACUCAGGCCGGUGCCUACUAUGGAAUCAAGCCGCUGCCACCUCAGCUUCCUCCUCAGAUACCACCACAAAUUCCACAGUACCAGCCCCUGGGCCAGCAAGUACCUCACAUGCCUUUGGGCAAAGAUGGCCUUUCCAUGGGCAAGGAGAUGCCCCACAUGCAGUAUGGCAAAGAGUACCCACACUUGCCCCAAUAUAUGAAGGAAAUCCAACCUGUACCAAGAAUGGGCAAGGAGGUGGUACCCAAGAAAGGCAAAGGAGAAAUACCCUUAGCCAGUUUGCGAGGAGAACAAGGUCCCCGUGGAGAACCUGGACCAAGAGGACCACCUGGACCGCCAGGUUUGCCGGGUCACGGAAUGCCUGGAAUCAAAGGAAAACCAGGGCCCCAGGGAUAUCCAGGAAUUGGAAAGCCCGGUAUGCCUGGAAUGCCUGGGAAGCCAGGAGCCAUGGGAAUGCCAGGGGCAAAAGGCGAAAUUGGACCCAAAGGGGAAAUCGGGCCUAUGGGUAUCCCAGGGCCACAAGGACCUCCAGGACCUCAUGGACUUCCUGGCAUCGGGAAACCGGGUGGGCCAGGGCUACCAGGGCAACCAGGAGCAAAAGGUGAGAGAGGGCCCAAAGGACCACCAGGACCUCCCGGCCUUCAGGGUCCCAAAGGAGAGAAGGGCUUCGGGAUGCCUGGCUUGCCAGGUCUGAAGGGUCCUCCAGGUAUGCAUGGCCCUCCUGGCCCAGUUGGGCUACCGGGAGUAGGAAAACCAGGAGUGACGGGCUUCCCUGGACCCCAGGGCCCCCUGGGGAAGCCAGGGCCUCCAGGGGAACCUGGACCACAAGGCCUUAUUGGUGUACCAGGAGUUCAAGGGCCUCCUGGUUUGCCUGGAGUUGGAAAGCCGGGCCAGGAUGGGAUCCCUGGCCAACCAGGAUUUCCAGGUGGUAAAGGGGAACAAGGACUGCCGGGGUUGCCUGGACCCCCAGGUCUCCCGGGGGUCGGAAAGCCAGGCUUCCCAGGACCCAAAGGGGACCGGGGUAUUGGUGGUGUUCCUGGGGCUCUUGGGCCAAGAGGGGAAAAGGGACCAGUAGGUGCUCCUGGAAUGGGGGGUCCCCCGGGAGAGCCAGGCCUACCCGGAAUCCCAGGUCCCAUGGGCCCUCCGGGUGCUAUUGGUUUCCCUGGACCCAAAGGAGAAGGUGGGAUUGUAGGGCCACAGGGUCCGCCAGGUCCCAAGGGUGAGCCAGGCCUCCAAGGCUUCCCCGGGAAGCCAGGUUUUCUUGGUGAAGUGGGUCCCCCUGGCAUGAGGGGUUUGCCCGGUCCUAUAGGACCCAAGGGAGAAGCUGGUCACAAGGGGUUGCCAGGGCUUCCUGGUGUGCCGGGACUGCUUGGACCCAAGGGAGAACCAGGCAUCCCCGGGGAUCAGGGGCUACAGGGGCCCCCAGGGAUUCCAGGGAUUGCAGGACCGAGUGGCCCUAUUGGACCACCUGGGAUUCCAGGCCCCAAAGGAGAACCAGGCCUCCCAGGGCCCCCUGGGUUCCCUGGCGUAGGGAAGCCAGGAGCAGCAGGACUUCACGGUCCCCCGGGGAAACCUGGUGCUCUUGGGCCACAAGGCCAGCCUGGCCUUCCCGGGCCCCCAGGCCCUCCAGGGCCCCCAGGCCCCCCAGCUGUGAUGCCGCCUACGCCGCCACCCCAGGGAGAGUAUCUACCGGAUAUGGGACUCGGAAUUGAUGGAGUGAAACCUCCACACGCCUAUGCGGGCAAGAAGGGCAAGAACGGAGGGGCAGCCUAUGAGAUGCCCGCGUUCACGGCCGAGCUGACCGCUCCCUUCCCGCCGGUGGGGGCCCCGGUGAAGUUCGACAAGCUGCUCUACAACGGCAGGCAGAACUACAACCCGCAGACCGGCGUCUUCACCUGCGAAGUUCCGGGGGUCUACUACUUUGCUUACCACGUUCACUGCAAGGGAGGCAACGUGUGGGUUGCUCUCUUCAAGAACAACGAGCCCAUGAUGUACACGUAUGACGAGUAUAAGAAGGGCUUUCUGGACCAGGCGUCUGGAAGUGCCGUGCUGCUGCUCCGGCCCGGAGACCGGGUGUUCCUCCAAAUGCCUUCGGAACAGGCUGCCGGACUGUACGCCGGGCAGUACGUCCACUCCUCCUUUUCAGGGUAUUUAUUGUAUCCCAUGUAAAAAAAGUAAAAAUAAAGAAAAAGAGAGAUUUACUAGAAGAAAAAGAAAAUGAGACACCAAAAAAAAAAAAUUCCAAUUGAAAAUAAUGCUUCAAAACAUUUAUAGAGUUGGGAAGUUAUAUUUAAGUGAAAGUUUGGACCAUCAUGUACAAAUAAAAAAAAAAAAACUAAGAUGCAUGUUUAAUACUGUGCACAGCAGGUUGUAACAGAAUGAUGGGACAGGUUGAUGGAUCAAGUACUGACACUUGUCUUGUACCCACUGGACUCAUAUUAGCUAUUGCAUGUUAUAUGAUUUCAUAACCUGCUUACUCAAAUCAGUCAAAAUAUGAUAGUCUGGAAUAUCAUAGCUAAUGAAAGUCAUCCAUUCCUUGUGCUCUCUUUUAAAAAGUAUUUUGAAUAUGCCUGGAGAGGUUAGUGGUGACAGUCACAUACUGUAUUUAUUUGCAUAAUUUCCUACUUGUUCAGAGGUUUUGCUGUGGGAUGUCGGAGGGUUGUUCUGUAGUGCAGAAACCAUGGUAAUCUCUAGUCCAAAGAUAUUUCUCCAUGUUAGAGGCUGUGCGUUUAGCUGCGGGACUACCUAGUCAGAAUUGUGUGUGUGUGUGGUCUCCCCAAAAGUGCAGGUGUAUCAAUGGCCCAUUGUGUAUUUGCUCAGCACUCUCUUUGCUGAGCACUGGGUGAGAUGCUGGUAUGUGACACAGGGCAGAGCCCACAGGAAUUCAUAAUUUAGCCCAGAGACAUUGCUGUAUUAACACAUCUAAAAGGUUUCAGUUUGGCACUUUUCUGUAACUUUAUUUUCUCCUCCUCCUCCUCCUCCUCUUCUUCUUCUUCCAUCCAUCCAUGUAAUUUAUAAUAUGGCCUAAUCAGUAUAAACAAAAAAUUUAAAAGCCUUCCCUCAAAUAACUUUACCACUUUGUGAACAUUUAUUAUUAAUAGCAAUUAUAGGUUGAUUUACACACAUAAAAAAACACCCUAAUUUGCCCACACAGCCAACUGUAGUAAGAUUUCAACUUGUCUGCAUGUUUUAGUGGCUCUGAUUUUUUUCCCCAUGAACUAUGAAUUUUAUAGAUAUGUCAUCUGAGGGUCCAAAGUCACUUGCCAAAAUCCAAGCCAUUUUUUUUUAAUUUGGGAAAAAGCAUUCAGAAUUACUUAGAAAAAAAAUUAUAUUUUAAAAGAGUAAUUAUAAGGUUUGAUAUUUAAAAGCAGGUGUGUUGUGUCCAGCAUAGGAACUAAAAUUGUAGGACGAUAACUGUUUCUUUAACAUCAGCCUGUGGAGGAGAUAGCUGGAAUGUCAUAAAGCAAUGGCACCCCAUGCCUAGAAUGUCACCGCACACUCAGUGCCACAGCCAGAACAUGUUUGAAAGGAGAAUUUUUUUUUUUUUUAUAUUCUCACUAGGGCACAUACUAGGUUCUUUGGGCACUGCUCAAAGCACAAACAGUUGGAAGUUUACUGUUCAUUUGCUACUAGUUGCUUAGGGAACUAAUGUGGGACUACCGGGAUAAGAUCUAAUCUACUUUCCUCAAAAAUUAAAAGUCAGGAGUUGAAGAGAUAGACAUAGAUUGGAAAAUAUACAAAUAAAUACAGUAUACAACAUGGUCUAUUUCAAAUCUGAAUUAUUUUUACCACCACAAUUUUUCUUGUGCUGGCUUAAUAUUUGUCUUUUCCCUUUAUGAUGCACAGGCACCAUUUCUUCUUGCAUUUUAAGACAAACGUGUUUAUUAGCACAAGGUUUCUCAUUCAUUGUUAAUUAUUCAAAGCACUUUCUCAUCCAAAAGAUGUCCUACCUAGCCUUUACCUGCAAAGUAAUCAGCAUUUCUGUGGACAGCUCUCCUUGGGGUUGUUCCUGAGGACACUGGCUUGUAGCUGGUCACUAUAAAAGUCAUAUGGGUUCCUGGACUCUUUCUGCUAAAUGGCUACAUUGAAAUGAUCUGGAGGACAGUCAGGCCAGAUGGGUUGUAAAGUUGCUUUUAUCUGUGCAUGUAUGGUAUUUUAGUUUCCAUGAAGAAAGAAAUUAUCUAAGUUAAACCAAAUUUCACUUUUUGAGAUAUCUUCCAACUUAUUUAUUGGUUGUUACUCAAUUGCCUCUGUGUGUGUAUGCGUGCAUGUGCGUGUGUGUGUGUGUGUGUGUGUGUGUGUGUGUGUGUGUAUUAUCAGGCAUAUGCUUCUAAACUUUUACAUGGAGGAGGAGCAAAAUCUAUGCCGGAUACUGUAUAUUCUACCAUGGUGCUAAUAUCAGAGCUAAAUGAUACUCCAUUUAAUUUAAAGAAGAGUUUUAAAUAAUUAUCUAUGUACCUGUGUUUCCCUUUUGAGUGUUGUACAUCAUGUUAACACAUUAGUGUGAAAGCAGAUGAAACAACUAUAUGUUCUACAGUCUAGAAACAGUACUAUGAUCCCUAUUUAAUUCAAAGUUAACUAGAGCUUUUCCAUGUGAAAUAGACCAAAUGGCAUUGUUCUAUUUAAACAGAGAGUUUUAAAGCAGUAUGACAUCCCACAGGGAAAGAGAAUGUCUGUAGAGGAUAAUUGUCCUCAAGUAUUUUACAGAAACAAAGAAUGAUGAAAAGACUGGUAACUUGUUUGAGUUUCCAUGAAUAGAUUUGAGACUUAAAGGUAAAUCAAUUUUGUAUUUAAAUUUUUGUACUGAUUUGAAAGACAAAUCAUUAAAUAUCUUUAAAAGUA